AUGAUAUCACGCGUGGGUUUUGCAGCGCUACUGCUGGGGGAACUGGCAGUCUGCUCGCGCGCCCUCAUCACUACGAACGGCGUGGGCGCGGCAGAAGCCUCAGGCCCAGCGCAGCAAAAGGCGGCCCAUGCUGCGAAGUACGAGGCUGAGUUCACCGUCGUCCUGAACAUGACGGACUCGUCGUACCGUAAUAAGGGAGUGGGGAUCGUGCUCGACAUCGAGGACAACGACACGCCAGUCAAAGUGUCCCAGAUCGAGACCGAUGGACUCCAGGCCGAAUGGAACGCGAAGCACCCUGACAAACAGAUCCUCGUCGGCGACCAGAUCUCGCAGGCCAACGACUACGUGUGGCACUCUAACUCAAGAAAUUUCGUCAAGAGACUCUGGCGGCUGAUCCGGGACGGACGCGCCUUGGACCCUUCGUCGGAGGAGCUCCUCUCCAUGCACGUCCUGAGGCCAAGGAAGCAGCAGGCGACAGAGUUUGUUGUCGAGCUCCCGCUCCCAGCUGCGAGCGUCAGAGGCACCUCGGCUGCAAUCCUGGGUUGGGAGCUGAAUUCCACGGCGACGUCGCAGCAGGUGCUGGUCAGCAAGAUCGGGCAGGAGGGCGCCGUGGCCGAGUGGAACAAGGCAAACCCAGACGCGAUGAUCCGGGAGGGAGACGAGGUCAUCAAGGUCAACGGUCUGCAGGGUCAGAACUCCACUGUCUCCGAGGCCCUGGAUCAGAUCGAGGCGAUCCGCAGCGUGUCCCUGUCGCUCAACAGGACGCUGGGGCUCACCAUCCGGAGGCCCAUGGAGGCGGAGGCGGAGGCGCCGCCCGCCCAGGAGGCGCCCCCGGAGCAGGCGCCGCCGCCCCGCCAGGACCCCGCCGCGCCGAAGCAGGUCCGUCUUCGAUUCCCCAAGCCGACAUCGAACAUGCCCGCCUUCAAGGCCGUGGGCUGGCAGCUCGCCGUCCACAACAAAAGCCGCGUCGUCGUCAAGAGCGUCGAGGAGAAAGGCCUGGUGGCCGAUUGGAAUGCGAAGCAUCCGAGCAUGGCGGUGGAGCCUGAUGACCAGAUCAUCCAGGUGGACGGGGCCGUCUGGCAGGAGGGCUCCAACCCCAGCGACUUCAUGAGAAAGAUUGCCAAGGCCAUGACGGCCGCAUCCCUCGAGGGGCCCGGGCGUGCGUGCAGACUGGCGCUGGCGAGGCCGCAGCGCUCUGCGCCGGAGGCCGAGGCCGAGGCCGCGAGGGCCGCUCCCACGCUGUCCCCAGGAUGGGAGUCCACCAUCGACGCGGCCACCAACAAGGUCUACUACUUCAACCGCGCCACGGGCCAGUCCAGCUGGACUCCCGUGUAG
This is a messenger RNA of Prorocentrum cordatum, 1335 nucleotides long. NCBI's taxonomy places the organism in Eukaryota, Dinophyceae, Prorocentrales, Prorocentraceae. The record is from the annotation of a GenBank genome assembly.